CCCAAAACUUGACGAAGAAAUCGCAGAAGAGAUUCAUGAGGAAGAACACAGUGAUGAUGAUGAAAACAUGGAUCAAAAUGAAAAUGAUAGUCGAAAUAGAUCUGCGGUUAAGAGGGGGCGAGGAAGGCCAAGCUUAGCUACAGGAAAUGUAGGCAGACCAAAGAAAAUUUACAAGACAGUCCCAAUUGAUCAAGAAAUAGUGCAAUUAGUCGAUGAUAAUUUGACUGAGUCAGUGGAUGAAUUAUUGUCUGGACCUCAUGCAGAAGAAUGGAAGGAAGCCAUGAAAAUGGAAUAUGACGGCUUGAUCAAGAAUAACGUUUGGGAAUUGGUGAAAUGCCCAGUGAAUAGAUCUCCGAUUGGAUCAAAAUGGGUUUUAAAGACCAAAUACAAGGAAUGGAAAUGGAAAUUAGAUUUAUAUUAA
Bombus impatiens (common eastern bumble bee) is the source of this 421-nucleotide messenger RNA. RefSeq lists its product as uncharacterized. The annotation marks the transcript as partial. NCBI's taxonomy places the organism in Eukaryota, Metazoa, Arthropoda, Insecta, Hymenoptera, Apidae. The transcript is spliced from 2 exons. The record is from RefSeq and is a predicted model, not a curated record.